Messenger RNA from Lycium ferocissimum, 2342 nucleotides. RefSeq lists its product as uncharacterized. The coding region runs from base 1278 to 1691 and encodes 137 amino acids. Lineage: Eukaryota; Viridiplantae; Streptophyta; Magnoliopsida; Solanales; Solanaceae. The transcript is spliced from 5 exons. The record is from RefSeq and is a predicted model, not a curated record.
UUCCAUUUAAUAUACUGCUUACUAAUGUGAGUCUGCCUCCAAAUGAUAAAUAUUGCUUUUUCCAUGUAUUUAGCUUGUUGGUAUAUCUAUCCAGUACUCCCUGCCAUAUUCUUUGGUGAUUUUUGUUAGCACCCAAAGGUUGUCCCAAAUAAGUUGCAGACAACUUCUCUACCUUACAUGCCAGAACUUCAGCUAAAUGGUAAUAGUGUUGCAUAAAAUGAAACAAAGAGAGUGAUAUUUUAGUUAGAUAAGGCUAGUCAUUGCAUUGUGUGUAACAGUAAUAGGGACGGGUUUCUAAAUAAGCUAUUGGUUUGUAAUUUAACAGACUUCUAUUGAAUUGAUGGUUUUUAAUUAAGCAUGAAUUUCCUUUUGGACUUGUCUGUUAGUUUUGUGUGAGGAUUGGUUUCUUUGUGUUUUGGUACAACGGUUAUGAUUGUUGUUAUCUCAAUGAGAAAAUGGAGCGUCCGACCCUUUUUCUUGGCUGAGUUUUAAGAAAAUUGAAAACUUUUUAUGCGGGGUUGGAUUGAUUUCUUAAUUGAUUAUAAAAGAGAUUGUAAAAUCCUUUUUCUUGUUGUUCAUCAAGAGGUUGAUCUGAAUUUUCUGUUAAUUUUACCAAUGGUGUAGAUGCAUUCCAUAUUGAUACAGAAAACCUAACCAAUCAUCUACAGUACAGGGGACCUAAAUUAAUGAUUUGAAAUUCUUAUUGAUCAGCUCGCAGUGGAGUCCAAGAUGAAUUUUCUCUAAGUACAGUUCCAUCCAAUGGUCUGUUCCAUUUUGUUCCCUAUCUGGAGCAUUGGCAAUAUUCUUAAUCAUUCUUCGACUGGUAUUCUUUUUUUUAAUUAUUUUUUUUGCAAUGAAAUUACAGGAUGAUUGAGAAACUGAUGAGGCAUUUGACGAUGUAUCUUUAUGAGAGACCUUUGAGGAAUCUGGGUAAUUGGUGUGGUUGAGGUUCAGGAAUUCUUAGGUAAUUGGAGUUUCAAGAGCAAAAGCAAAGGCACCAUGGACAUAUAUCGGUGAGUCUGCAAUCUGCCUAUCUGAACUACCGUGAUCAUGAAUCACUUGGAUUUCGGAAGAAGCAGAUGAUUGGCCAGAGAAAACUAUCCGCGAAUAUAUAUAGGAUGAUUGGGAAAUUGGAGCCAUUAGAAGAUGUAGCUUUACGAGAGACCCUUGAGGAUUCUGGGGUAAUUGGAGUUUCAAGAGCAAAAGCAAAGGCACAGUUCAUGAUGGCCCUAUAGUUGAAAUAUAGUGAAGCAAGGGAAGUAUGUGUGCAUUCUUGGAUGAAGGCAGCUUUAGAUUUCAUUGCUUCUAAGCUGACAAAGAGAAAUAAAGAAGAAGAGCCACAUUCAUGCCUUUUCAAGGAGCUGUCUUAUGAACAGACAAUUGGUGCUGUACCUAAUCCCAUGUUUUAUGAAGAACCAAAUAAAAAUCUCUCAAACUGCUGCAAUUUUUUACUGAGUCUAGAUGGUCUCACAAAAAGUUCCUCAAAUUCUGGAAUACUACACCCCAAGCUAUCCGGUGGACAGUUUGGACAGAAAAGAACAAUGGAGCUUUUGAACAAUGGAGCUUUUGAAGGCGACAAGAGAAACAUUCUUUGUCUUGAGGUUACUUUUUGUUUGCUAGUUUUUAUACAGCGUAUACAUGCCAUGUUAGACGUGUUCUUGGAAUUGCACAACUUGAACUCAACUGCUUGACAAGGCUAUUAGACAAACUGGAACAGGAAAGUUCGCAGAAACAGAAUGGAUUGAAUCAGAUGGAAUGGGAAUUACAGGGGUAAUUUUUAGUGUUAAAGUUGACAUAUGUUUUAACACCGGAAAUAUUAUAUACUCCUGCCCAUGGAAAAGGAUAUGAAGCUUGCUUAACACAAGACAACUUGACGAAGAGAGGAUUUGAACUUUGCAAUGGAUGAUUUCUAUGUAAAGCAGAGACAGAGAAUGCAAAACUUUUGUUGAUGCACUGUGUGGUAGCCACGGAUAUGUUGAGUACGUUCUUAAACAUUUUGGAGUUCAAUGGGUAAUAGUGUCAAACACUCUUAAGAAGGCUUUGGUUAGCUGGUUCCUAUGAAAACAGUCUUUUCAUUCAUAAAAAUUUAAAAUGUAGCGUUGCCAGUUUGUCCUCUUCGAAUUGAAAAUCUGUCCUCUAUCAGCCUGGGAUAUUCUCUUGACACAUUGUCAACUCUUCGUAAUCCAGGACAAUUAUGAUAGGGGAAGCAAAGGCCAGAGGCAAAAUGCAGUGUAUGUGCUACGGGUUCAACUGAAAUUUUCAACACGGAUAUAGAUAUUAUGUAUGAACUGUGUAAGGUAGAUUAAAUAUUUAUGACUAUAAAAGUACAGUUGAAAACCACA